AUGCUUCAAAGAUUAUUCAGAGCUUAUACUUCAAUUCCUGGCUCCAAAGUUCGAAUAAUUGACAAUUUCUAUGAGCACUAUGACACCAUCAACAAAGAGCAGCCUUCUUUAGCACUGUUCUACUUUAAAAACAACUGGAAUCCAGAGUGCUCAAAAGAUUUGCAAUCCCAAUUCCUUAAUCUCACUGAAAUUCCACCAUUUUCAACCUAUAUUUGCGAUACAUCAACAGGAGUUGGGGAAAGAACCAAAAAAUAUUACUGUGUACGUCACGAGCCAACUUUCCUCUUCUUGUCUGAUGGAAUGGAGCUUCAAAGGGUAAUUGGAAGCGACGUUGAAGAGCUUAAGAAGCAAAUUGGACGAGUCCUUAAGUUCAGGGCUUCUGUGAAUUGGGGCGAACUCAGUUUGUACCCUACCAGUGGCUUAUGGGAAAAAUAUCACGAUGAGUAUAUGGAAGAAUGGCAUGAGUGGACUCGAGAACAAUCAGAAUGGGGUGAAGGAACAAUUGCUUUUAACAGAAACUAA
Molecule: messenger RNA, 522 nt
Organism: Blepharisma stoltei
Lineage: Eukaryota; Ciliophora; Heterotrichea; Heterotrichida; Blepharismidae
Source: the annotation of a GenBank genome assembly